Molecule: messenger RNA, 625 nt
Organism: Staurois parvus
Lineage: Eukaryota; Metazoa; Chordata; Amphibia; Anura; Ranidae
Source: the annotation of a GenBank genome assembly
GUCCAAAUUGGGGCCAAUCAGCCAUUUUCCCUCCCCGUGUCAUGUGACUCGUUAGUGUUACAAGGUCUCAGGUGUGAAUGGGGAGUGGGUGGGUUACAUUUGGUGUUAUCGCUCUCACUCUCUCAUACUGAUCACUGGAAGUUCAACAUGGCACCUCAUGGCAAAGGACUCUCUGAGGAUCUGAAAAAAAGAAUUGUUGCUCCACAUAAAGAUGGCCUAGGCUAUAAGAAGAUUGCCAAGACCCUGAAACUGAGCUGCAGCACGGUGGCCAAGACCAUACAGCGGUUUAACAGGACAGGUUCCGCUCAGAACAGGCCUCGCCAUGGCCGACCAAGGAGUUGAGUGCACGUGCUCAGCGUCAUAUCCAGAGGUUGUCUUUGGGAAAUAGAUGCAUGAGUGUUGCCAGCAUUGCUGCAGAGGUUGAAGGGGUGGGGGGUCAGCCUGUCAGAGCUCAGACCAUAUACCACUGCAUCAAAUUGGUCUGCAUGGCUGUCGUCCCAGAAGGAAGCCUCUUCUAAAGAUGAUGCACAAGAAAGACUACAAUCAGUUUGCUGAAGACAAGCAGACUAAGGACAUGGAUUACUGGAACCAUCUCCUGUGGUCUGAUGACACCAAGAUAAACUGA